CCGUUAACUUUCCCUCUCCUCUCCAACGCGUUAGUUACCCUCCCCUCCCCCGCCUCCCCAGCAGAAGAGCUACAACAGCAGCGCCUCCGUUGACAGCCCCAACCCAGUCGAAAUCCCCAACAUCUUUGACGAUUAUUAUUCCUCACCAGAUCUGGAUCAAAUUUUAGGUGCUGAGGGGCCGGGGAGGACUUAUCAAAUCUAAUGAUCAAUGAGUGUACUUCAAGCUAGAAAAAUGGGGCUUCCCUCGAUGAAUCUUGGUAGAUUUAAGGGAGUACCCAUUUUAAAACAACUAUACUUGGAGGAGCAGCUGCUUCGGACCUCUUCUGAUAAUUGGUGCAUCAUAAAUGAUGGAACAAAUGCUCCAACCGUUGUCAUGGGGCUGUCCGGGAAACCUUCUGAACUCCUUGAAGUUGGGUCUGUGUUACAAGAUCAGGUUCCUGUAAUCAAAAGGUUUACAGGGGGAGGCACUGUUAUUGUUGAUCCUGGAACAAUAUUUGUCACUCUUAUAUGCAACAAGGAUGAUGUUCCUGGUGUGCAGCCAUAUCCCCGCUCCAUCAUGUAUUGGAGCAGGCUGCUGUACAAUGAAGUGUUCAAAGAAAUUGGUGAUUUCCAACUCCGUGAGAAUGAUUAUGUCUUUGGUAGUCGCAAAUUUGGUGGGAAUGCUCAAUCAAUAACCAGAAAACGGUGGAUACACCACACAUCAUUUUUAUGGGACUUUGAAGCCGGUAAUAUGUCCUACUUGAAGCUGCCUACGAGGGCUCCAGAGUACCGAUUGGCAAGAAGCCACAUGGAAUUUGUAUGUCGAAUGAAGGACUACAUGCCAAGAUCAGUUUUUAUUGAUAAGACAGUAAUGGCUAUCGAAAACCAAUUCUCGAUGAAACCUGUUGAUUUGGAUGUUGAUGCUGCAACUCAUGACACGGAAUUUGUUCACUCCACUAGGCUUCUGUUGAAGCGGGAACUUGAGGAAGCUUGAGCAAAAUGGCACUCAAGGAAUCUGUUAGUUAAGUUAAUCAUUGAUACUGAAGAAAUUUUUAUUAUUUGGGGGGUUUUUUGGACCCUGGCAUUGUCAAGAAAUUUUAUUUUUGCCAUGCUAUAUUUAUUCUUAUUUCUUUCAGGUGAAUUUGGCUCCUGCUUUGUUGGGGUUCAACAACUCUAAUAAAAACCCUUAAAUGAAUGACAAUUUUGUGGCGACCCAUGUUUUCAGUUUCACAUUGUACUGAUUUGAGGUUUCAACAUGAAGUGAUAAAACCUUGUCUAUCAUGGUGGGCAUCACCGGUGAUGCGAGACAUUGAACAAUUCAGUGAGCUGGAGAGGACUCAAGCAUUGAACCCAACCCUUGUGAGGAAAAUGCUUACCUCGUAUAUUUGUCGGAGAAUUGUUUAAGAAAACAUAAAUUGGUUGUACACUAUGAAGUAUGAGGAUUGGUAUUAAUACAAUAGGAUAUGUCGAUACGAUAAAAUUUUUUAAAAAAUAAGGUAUGAUUUGGUAUGUUUGUAAAAAAAUAUUUAUUUUUAAUUUAGAAUAAUGUAAAGGUCUAAUUUACAAUUAA
Molecule: messenger RNA, 1549 nt
Organism: Camellia sinensis
Lineage: Eukaryota; Viridiplantae; Streptophyta; Magnoliopsida; Ericales; Theaceae
Source: RefSeq, a predicted model, not a curated record